AGCCUCGAAUUGCCGCCGGUGUUGUCGCCGGAGAUAUUAUCUUUCCCCUUUCAGUAACUUUUAAUACAGAAUACUAUAGAUACUUGUAGUGUCUAUCACAUAUAUUCUUUAUAAAGUUUUUUUUUUUACAUAAAUUCAAUUCCCGCAUCGAGAUAUUUUUUAACCAUCUUCCAGUAGAUUCUCAAAGCAAAAACAACAGUUUGCAAUUGAAUUGUCCAUUACAAAACAGAAGAGAAGAGAAGAAAGAGAGAGAUUAGGGGUGGUGGUGUUUGAAGAAGAAUGGAAGUGGGGUUUGAUGAGAAGGAGUAUUUAUCAUGCUGUGGAAGCACGAGAUUCGCAAAGGACAUGGCUUUAGCAUCUCCUUUCUCUUCCUUAGAACAUGCCCUUUCUGUUGCCCGAGACAUUUGGUUCAACAACGUUGAUGUCAAUGGUUGGCUUCAAGCCUUCUCUUCUCAUCCUCAAAUCGGUCAAACCCAUUCUCCCUCUCAUGCCUCUCAAACCAGUGCUCAGUGGAGUAAGGGAGAACAAUCAACUGCUUUAGCAACUGCUACUGGUUCUAGCUUACAGGAACUGUCUGAAUGGAAUGCUCGGUAUAGGCAAAAGUUUGGAUUUGUAUUUCUCAUAUGUGCAUCUGGAAGAAGUACUGAUGAGAUACUUGCUGAACUGAAGAGACGUUAUACAAAUAGGCCGAUUGUUGAGUUUGAGAUCGCUGCUCAAGAGCAAAUGAAAAUUACAGAACUACGCCUUGCAAAGCUCUUUUCAAGUAGAGAAAACAUUUCUUCUACAACUGAUAAGUAUUCCACUACUGUUGCUAAAAAGGCAGAAGAAGAUCGGAUAAGCAUUAUUGGGGGUCAUGUGACUGCAGCUUCAGAGACUUCAACAGGAAAAUCACCUAGAACCCGCCCACCCAUUACCACUCACGUGUUGGAUGUUUCUCAAGGUUCUCCAGCUGCUGGUAUUGAGGUACUUUUGGAGGUGUGGCGAGGCACUCAGGCACGUCCAACAUUCGGCGCGGCUGAUGGUGGCAGUUGGUUGUUUAUAGGGUCAUCAGUGACAAAUUCAGAUGGUCGCAGUGGUCAACUUUUGAGCAUAGUUGAUGAGGUGAAUCCAGGGAUAUACAGGAUAAGUUUUAACACUGGGAGGUACAACCCAAGUGGUUUCUUUCCAUAUGUGUCUAUUGUGUUUGAAAUCAAGGAGUCACAGAAAAGGGAACAUUUUCAUGUGCCUCUGCUGCUUUCACCAUUUUCGUUUAACACUUACCGCGGAAGCUAGUUUUGGGACAAAGGUGAUGUUGGUGUUGAUAUUGAGUUACCGUGGAAUGAUUGUUCAAUGAAUGCAGUGGAUAUUUGCGGUUACCUACAAUGAAUAUCUGAAAGUUUUUCAUGAAGUGAACUAGUGUUUGUGCCUAUAGAACAUGAGAAAGAUAAUCUGGGUAUCAUUGGUGUUUGGUUGAUGUAUUUUAUCAGUACUUUUGGUUUAAUAAUUGAGACUUGCAAUA
Gastrolobium bilobum is the source of this 1498-nucleotide messenger RNA. RefSeq names its product uric acid degradation bifunctional protein TTL. Lineage: Eukaryota; Viridiplantae; Streptophyta; Magnoliopsida; Fabales; Fabaceae. The coding region runs from base 280 to 1272 and encodes 330 amino acids. The record is from RefSeq and is a predicted model, not a curated record. The transcript is spliced from 6 exons. Gene Ontology annotation, molecular function: hydroxyisourate hydrolase activity; carboxy-lyase activity. Gene Ontology annotation, biological process: purine nucleobase metabolic process.